AUGCGUUUCUCCACGCCCACCGUUUGGGCCAUUCUUCUCGCCCUUUCGGCCACUGGCCAGGCUUCCGCCCGUCUCACUCAGCGCGGACCCAACGGCCGCCUGGUCGCCAGGGAUGACUACGCCGCCGCUGCCGCUGCCACCGCGUCGCCUUCCUCCUCGGGCUCCGGCACGGCCGCCGCCCCUACCUCGGCGAGCUCGGCCGCCACUACCUCGGUGAGCUCGACCGCCUCUACCACGGUGACCUCGGUCGCCCCUACGUCCUCGCCUACCGACGAGGAGGACUGCGACGAGGAGACCUCGUCGACCGCGACGGCCGCCCCUAAGCCCACCGACGCCGAGGAGGACUGCGAUGAUGAGGAGACCUCGACCACUGGCAGCCCCGCCCCCAAGCCCACCGACGCCGAGGAGGACUGCGAGGACGACGAUGGACCUUCCCACACUGCCAGCCCUGGCCCCAAGCCCACCGACGAUGGCGACGACGAGGACUGCGAGGACGACGAGGGAGCUACCCCCACCACCAGCCCCGGCCCCAAGCCCACCGACGGUGGCGGUGACACUGGAACCUCCCCCACCACCAGCCCUGGUCCUAAGCCCACCGACAACGGUAACGGUGACGAUGAGGACUGCGACGAGGACGACGAGGACAUUCCCUGGUGCGACGAGGGUGAGGGUCACGAGGACCCCGGCACCGACGGCAAGCCUGGCACCGACGGCCAGCCUGGCACCGACGGCAAGCCUGGCACCGACGGCCAGCCCGGCACUGACGGCAAGCCCGGCACUGACGGCAAGCCUGGCACCGACGGCCAGCCCGGCACCGAUGGCAAGCCCGGCACUGACGGCAAGCCUGGCACCGACGGCCAGCCCGGCACCGAUGGCAAGCCUGGCACCGACGGCCAGCCCGGCACCGAUGGCAAGCCUGGUACUGAUGGCAAGCCCGGCACCGACGGCAAGGACGGCGAGGACUGUGGCAAGACCGUCACUGUCACCGUCACCGAGACAAAGACUGUCACUGCCGACCCCCAGCCUACCCCUGGCACCGACGGCAAGCCUGGUACCGACGGCCAGCCCGGCACUGACGGCAAGCCCGGUACCGAUGGCAAGCCUGGCACUGAUGGCAAGCCUGGCACCGAUGGCAAGCCUGGUACCGAUGGCAAGCCUGGCACCGACGGCACCCCUGGUACCGAUGGCAAGCCUGGCACUGAUGGCGGUGACGACGAGGACUGUGAUGACGAGGAGGAGGGAAGCGGCAAGGACGGUGACGACGAGGACUGCGAGGAGGAGGAGGGAAGCGGCAAGGGUGAUGACGACGAGGACUGCGAGGAGGAGGACGACAAGGAGGAGGAGGACUGCGAUGAGGACGAGACUGUCUCUCACUCCGUCCCUGCUUCCUCUGGCCAGGCUACCGUUGCCCCCACCACCGCCGCCCCUACUACCACCGCUGCCCCUACCACCACUGCCGCUCCUUCCGGCGUCGCCGCCACCACCACUGGUGGCUACGGCGGCUACCGCCGCUUCUGGCGCUCGUAA
Messenger RNA from Vanrija pseudolonga, 1527 nucleotides. It is a transcript of the gene COL6A5, whose product is annotated as Collagen alpha-5(VI) chain. The record is from RefSeq and is a predicted model, not a curated record. The coding region runs from base 1 to 1527 and encodes 508 amino acids. The transcript has a single exon. Lineage: Eukaryota; Fungi; Basidiomycota; Tremellomycetes; Trichosporonales; Trichosporonaceae.